Messenger RNA from Uncinocarpus reesii 1704, 165 nucleotides. RefSeq lists its product as uncharacterized. The coding region runs from base 1 to 165 and encodes 54 amino acids. The record is from RefSeq and is a predicted model, not a curated record. The transcript has a single exon. NCBI's taxonomy places the organism in Eukaryota, Fungi, Ascomycota, Eurotiomycetes, Onygenales, Onygenaceae.
AUGGGCUCUACACCGAUCAUUCCCAUAAUCGGUGGAACGGCGGCAGAUUGUGUGCCGCCAGCCCUGCCGGAAAGCCUUUGGGUGCUGGUCGUCGAAAUACCAGAGAUGGAUCCUCCCUCGCUGGAAAAGGUGGAUGUAUAUCAUUUCCCGCAGCUCAAUGGGUAG